GAUGCAAAAAUAUCUUAUAUUCUUAGAAUUUUUCCCCAUUAAGCAAAAGCCUCACCCUUUCCAAACUAAGAACCCUCUUUCCCUUUUUCACUCUUCCUCUUCUCUCUCUGUCUUCACCACAACAACAACAACAAGCUUCACCUUUCCUCUUCCAUGUACCCUUCAUCCUCGUCAUCCUCGUCCCAGAACCCCAUGGGCCCAAGCCCAACCGGCCUCACCCGCUACGGCUCCGCCCCUGGCUCCCUCAUCACCUCCGCCGUCGACUCCGUCAUCGCCGAACGUGAAUUCUCCUCCCUCCGGCCGCAUCCUCCUUCUUCCUUCGUCGGCCGCUACUUCCCCGGAGGAGACGGCGACUCCUCCUCCCUCACCUCCUCCGAGUCAACCUUCAAAAUCAACGGCAAGGAGACCGCCACGAAGAAGCCGCUGGUCAGAUCGUACGGCUUGGGCGAGAUGGCGGCGGCGAUUGGAUCUUCUUCUUCUACUUCUUGCUCUUCGUCGGCUCUGGUUCGCCAGAGAAGCUCGCCAGCUGGCUUUCUCAGCCAUCUCACUGAUAACAAUGGAGGAUUUUCAGUUACACGGGGAACUGGAAGCUAUAGCUCACAAGGUGGCCCUAAUGGUGGCCAUGGAGUGACAAGGUUGAAGUCCCAGUUGAGUUUCACUAGGCAAGAUUCUCUUUCACAAAUCUCUGAAGUUAGUGAAAAUGCUGGCGAAGGUGUUAGCUCUAACAGUGGCCACCAUAGUUCCAUGCAUUCUUAUCCUGCUACUAGCUUUGGGAUGGAGUCCUGGGAUAAUACCAAUUCUAUUGUCUUUUCUGCUCCACCAAGUAAACGAGCCAAAAAUAUGGAUGGUGACAUAUUUAACUGCCUCAAUACCUUAGAAUCGCAGUUUAGCCUGCCCCAGACAACUUUAGAAAUGGCAACGGUAGAGAAACUACUACACAUCCCUGAAGAUUCAGUUCCUUGCAAAAUCCGUGCUAAGCGUGGCUGUGCGACACAUCCCAGAAGCAUUGCUGAGAGGGAGAGAAGAACUAGAAUAAGUGGGAAGUUAAAGAAACUGCAAGACCUUGUUCCUAACAUGGAUAAGCAAACAAGCUAUGCCGACAUGUUGGACUUGGCUGUGCAACAUAUCAAGGGCCUACAAAAUCAAGUUCAGAAUCUUUACAAAGAUCUUGAAGGCUGCACUUGCGGGUGCAAACCAUCCACGUAACAUUACCUAAUGACAGUGAAGAAUUAGAAUAAGGGAGCUACAAAGGCCCAGAGUUAAAAUGGUUCAAGAAGGUAGAAGGGGCCAAAGCUAGACUAGUUUGUUGCAUGCAUUAUCACGUUAGACUGCAUAAUUUCUUAUGUAGAAAUGUAGAUUCAAACGUUUAGGACAACAAUUGUCCUUGCAUAUUUUGUAGUGAUUUAUAUCUUCUUUGUACCAUUGGAAAAAGGUUGUACAUAAUGAAGCAACUAUUGUUUUUGUGGC
Fragaria vesca subsp. vesca is the source of this 1467-nucleotide messenger RNA. Its product is annotated as transcription factor bHLH128-like. Lineage: Eukaryota; Viridiplantae; Streptophyta; Magnoliopsida; Rosales; Rosaceae. Gene Ontology annotation, cellular component: nucleus. Gene Ontology annotation, biological process: regulation of transcription by RNA polymerase II. The transcript is spliced from 6 exons. Gene Ontology annotation, molecular function: protein dimerization activity; DNA-binding transcription factor activity, RNA polymerase II-specific; RNA polymerase II cis-regulatory region sequence-specific DNA binding. The record is from RefSeq and is a predicted model, not a curated record. Bases 154 to 1206 code for a protein of 350 amino acids.